Messenger RNA from Myripristis murdjan (pinecone soldierfish), 9290 nucleotides. Its product is annotated as mediator of RNA polymerase II transcription subunit 13-like. The record is from RefSeq and is a predicted model, not a curated record. Bases 1162 to 7533 code for a protein of 2123 amino acids. Gene Ontology annotation, molecular function: transcription coregulator activity. Gene Ontology annotation, cellular component: mediator complex. NCBI's taxonomy places the organism in Eukaryota, Metazoa, Chordata, Actinopteri, Holocentriformes, Holocentridae. The transcript is spliced from 31 exons. Gene Ontology annotation, biological process: regulation of transcription by RNA polymerase II.
CUCUGUGAUCCGGUGUUCAUCAUAUAAUAUUUUACUAAUCAGCGCCAGACGAGGACUGUCAUCGAUGGUUGGACUGUGCGGGCGUUUCAUCGCAUUUUUCAGUUAUUUUGUUGUCCUGUAAGCAGUAUUCGCGCUGUAAUUGACGCGAGAGGACAUUUCGUAAUGAUAUAACACAGAAAGGAAGGAAGGAAGGGGUUUUUCAAACCUCGGUCUACAGAAGCCUGCUGCCGUUUUCCUGGUGGUGGAGUAAGAAUAGUUUCUUGUCUGAAGAAACAAGAAAUCGUUUGACUCAUGAUUUGGGAGCUCGGAACCCCGUCGACUUCAUCUGCUCUGCCCAAGAGCAAGGACUUCUUUUUUAGGGAAGCUCGUCUGCGGCCCGUUUAAUUCAAAAGCAACAAGGAUUAAACAUUCCAGUUUGCAGUGCCUGUUAUGUGUGAGGCAGACUGGGCUACAUUGUGAGAGGAACGGUUGUGGUAAGAAAGAAGGCUAUAAAUAGCUCAUGCAAUUCUCGAAAACUAUCACAAGUGGUGCAUCAGCUUGUGGAGCAGACGGAAUCAGAUAUCUCGCAUGCAAUUUCUCAUCUGAAACUUUAUUUCUUAUUUAUCGUUCGAGCCCAAAUGGACGUGUAACUACAAUAUUGUGGAACUUCUCGGACCAAUUGCUCAUUUUGGCGUAUUCCUCGGUAUGAAAGAAAUGGAUAUCGAUUUCCCAUGGAUUACUCUUAUUUAAUCAUUAAAGUAUCAUCGGAAGGACUGAUAUGGAAACGGGCUGAUAUUCCCAUCUGCGUGGAUUGAAAAUGGAUACAUUUCUGUGCUCUCCGCCUUUGACAAUGAUCAGAUUUGGAAUCGCCCUGACCCGGAUUGUAACAAUGUUCUGAUCCCCCGUACACGCUUGGAUUUACAACAUUACAUUUGUGAGAUCAAGAGCUACUGACGGUUCAUGGAUGCAUUCUGCACUUAUUUUUGAAUACGCCCAUUCCUCUGCCCGAACAUCCCAUUUCUAUUAUCUGGACCUCUUGUGAGGUUAGCGCUGUAUCGCCAGCUUGUUUUGGCUGUGGCGUGGCAGACUUGUAAGGAAACCGAUUCGCCAGCCCUGCUCGGUGUUGAUACCGAUGUAGGAUUUCGACAUGCCCAGCACUGACGACCCUAACGGCGGACGAUUAUGACUACAGCAGCGAAUUGGGUGGCUAACGGGGCAAGCCUUGAAGACUGCCACUCCAACCUCUUCUCUCUGGCGGAGUUGACGGGCAUUAAAUGGCGGUGCUACAGCUUCCGUGGUGGAGGAGAGUAUGGGCCUGUGAUCUCGGCACCGGCCCAAGACGACCCGGUUCUGCGCAGCUUCAUGCGCUGCGUGCAGGCCAACCUGCUGUGUGUGUGGCGCCGCAAAGUCAAGCCUGAUGCCAAGGAGCUGUGGAUCUUCUGGUGGGGUGAAGAGCCCAACCUCUCCGAUGUCAUUCAUCAUGAGCUGGAAGUGGCUGAGGAGGGACUUUGGGAGUGUGGACUGUCCUAUGAGUGCAGGACCCUGCUCUUCAAGGCCAUACACAACCUGUUGGAGAGGUGUUUGAUGGAUAAGGACUUUGUCAGGAUUGGGAAGUGGUUCUUCAAGCCACAUGAACUGGAAGAAAAGCCCUUGGGCACCAGCGAACACCUAUCAUGUUCCUUCUCCUUCUUCCUCCAUGGGGAGAGUAAUGUCUGCACCACUGUGGAGAUUGCCCAGCACCAACCUGCAUACCACAUCACUGAGGACCACAUCCGCCUCGCACAGACUUCCAUCACGCCAGUGCAAGUGAUUCUGAGCCCAUACGGUCUGAGCGGGACACUAACAGGUCAGGCCUACAAGAUGAGUGACCCGGCCGUACGGAAACUGAUGGACGAGUGGAGCUACUUUUACCCCAUGGUACUCCACCAGAAAGAAGGAAGUGGGGAGAAGGACAAGGAAGACGGUGGCCAAGCCUACGAUCCCAACUGUCACGUGGCAGUGGAGGUCAUCGUAGGUGGAGUGAGGAUGACCUACCCAGCUGCCUUCGUGCUGAUUGCCCAGGUGGACCUGCCAGUUGAGCAGCCCCCGCCUGUUCUUGCAGCCCAGGGUUUCGCUAGAGAACCAAACCAUUGCAGUGUUCCCCUCACACCCCCCACCUCCCCAGAGCAGCCCUGCUCGGCGGACAGUGGCUUUGUGGCCUCUGUCUCCAGUGUUCCCACACCAGACAGCAGCAUUGGGGUCACAAACAUUAGCCCAAAGCAUUCUGGGAAGAAGCUAACAUGUCAGGUCGUCCAUCAGGCCUGGAGGGAAUGCUAUCUCAACCAGCCUCAGCACAUAUGGCGUCAGCCCAGUGACAUGAUGCCCAAGAAGGAGAUGCCAAAUGGGGUCACCACAUGGGACUUCAACGAUCUGGGGGCAAGAGCACCCUGCAGCUGCUCCAGGUUAAAGCAACAGAAGCAGAAUCUGAGCACCGCAUCCACUGCCAAUCCCCAGACGAGCACCAACCCCAGUCAGUCGUCUGGCUCCUCCUCUUACCCUCCCUGCCUGCCCAAGCACAAGACCAGCGACAAGACAGAAAAGGCUGACAAACAGUCCAAGAGACCAGCCAUGAUCCCCUUCCACCACCGCCUGUCUGUCACCCAGGAGGCCCAUCUGGAGCAAGACUCACCUGGAGGGCCUCAACUUGGGGGUCUUGGAGCCUUGGAGCCGCCUCUGGAGCCUCUGCCCACCGUGCCCAGCUGCAAGUAUCCCAAGCCCCUAUCCAAUGGCAGGAAAGCCCCCGAGUCCCUUCUCCACUCCCCGGUCUCUCCGCUUCCACCCACACUCAGCCCACAUCCCCGCGUGCAGGACCCAGAGGUCCUGGACGGCCCUGUGGAUAUGCCUCUCUGUCCGGAUGGGGCUUCAGGGCUGGGGGUGAUUCCCAGCGAGACAGCCCUCUACACAGCCUUGCUGAGGCAGAGGGAGAGCGGGGCAGGCUGGUGGAGAGGCUUCAGGACCCCCAGGACUGAUAAAACCGACUUCAGACCCCCAGAACUCCCCAUUGAUAGAUUAGGGGAAUUGAAGACAGAGACAGCCACAGAGGGAGCAGCAUUAAAAAGACUAUUCACAGAGACGCACAAGCGCUUUAAGAUCUCGGAGGAGAGAGUGAGGGACCACAUCCACACUCUGGGCCUCCUCCAGCAGGCGAGCGUGGAGGUGCUGCGUGAGCCUGGGGAUGACCCAUAUGACUUUAAGGAGGGAGACAUCGAGUACACCUUCUCAACUUCCAAGAGACUCAAGGGCCAAGGGCGAGACCCCAGCAAGAGGGCCAAGGGAGAAGACAUCACCAGCAAUAGUGCACUGCCUGAUGGGAAAGAUGCCAUGUCCAUUUUUAACUCUGCUCCUAAAUCAGACGAGUCAGGUCAGGAUGAAUCAGCUACCAAAGCCAAUCCUUCCCUGACGAGGGAGAGAGACCUGGUGGUCAACAUGUCUGACCUAGACAACAUAUUUGAUGAGGAUGAGGAGGAGCUUGGAACAACUUACCCCAACCAGCACUCCACCAAGUUACCAGUGUCAGCAGGAGAAGAUCGCCCUCCAGGAAAAGAGGGGAGAGUGGCAGUACCUUACCCAUCAACAGUAGCAGACCUCCAGCGCAUGUUCCCCACCCCUCCUUCACUAGAGCAGCAUCCAGCUUUUUCUCCCAUCAUGACCUACCGUGACACCCCGAGCCAUGAACCCCCUGCCCCCAUUGGAGCCCCUGACCACCCCCUGGGACCCCUGACCUCCAGCCAGCUCACUGAAUACAGAAUGGAGAUAGAGGAGGGUGCAGCCAGUCCCAAGCAGGAGGAUAUCAAGCCACAGAUGGGCUGCUCCAUGUUUGCUCCACUGUCCAGCCUACCCAGCCAGAGCCUGCCACCGCUCAAAAUCCCUGAGCAGUGCUACUACCGUCCCUCCUGGGCCCUUCUGCCCAAAAUGGAACAUUUCUCCACAGUCAUGCACUCCCAAAACACCCCGUUCAUCAGGGAUGGAUACACUAACAUCCCAAGUGUCAACACCCUUACAGACCAGGAGUAUGGCCAGAUGAGUGCCACCACUGCCUCUGUGGGCACCACUGCUGGCAUCCUGCCCUCUCCUGCCACCCCUCGCUUCUCUGUGCCAACUCCCCGUACCCCUCGUACACCAAGGGGUAUUAACGCUGCAAGCUCGGGGCAGGGCUCAGUGAAGCAGGAUGGCACUGAGCUGAGCUCACCAGCCUCUACGCCCUCCACUAGCCUGCCUCUUAGCUCAGUGGAGCCUCUAGCCCGGCCAGGACCGUCACUCCCUGAGGCCCACAGCCUGUAUUCUGUCCUCCUCCUCUCUGACUCCGUCCUCAAUGUCUUCAAGGACCGCAACUUUGACAGCUGCUGCAUCUGUGCCUGCAAUAUGAAUGUCAAAGGAGCAGACGUGGGGGUGUAUAUCCCUGACUCCACCUGCGAAGAUCAGUACCGCUGCAUGUGCGGCUUCAGUGCCAUUGUGAACAGACGGUUGGCCCACGGAACAGGCCUCUUCCUGGAGGACGAGCUGGAUAUUUUUGGUCGGGCAUCUGAGGUAGGCAGGGCAGCCGAGAGAAGGCUGGCUCUUUGCCGGCGCGACCCACCCAUGGGAGACCCGAGGGCCAAGCGGCCACAGGAUGCGCCCCCUGCUCCUCCAUCAGUUAUGGUCCUCCUCCAGGAACAGUGCUCCCAGCCCAUCUCUUCCCUGGCCUCACUCCAUCACACUGCAGGUUGUUCCUGCCAUGGCCGCAAGGGGGCGUUGCUCCAGAGCUGGAUGGCAGAUAAACAGUGGGCAGACGAGAGUGAUGCUUGUGUGGAGUGUUACAAUGCCUUGGAACAGGGACUGCAGUAUGUGGAUAACCCUGCAGGAGGGAAAGUAGAUCCGGCUGUUGUGAGGAGCACUGCUCUGCACUCCUGGCCUCACACUAAUGUGCUGGACAUGAGCAUGCUGUCAUCCCAGGAUAUGGUUCGUAUGCUGCUGUCUCUGCAGCCUUUCCUGCAGGAUGCCAUCCAAAAGAAAAGAACAGGGCGGACCUGGGAAAACAUCCAGCAUGUUCAGGGGCCGCUCACCUGGCAGCAGUUCCAUAAAAUGGCUGGAAGAGGCUCAUAUGGUUCGGAGGAGUCACCGGAGCCCUUGCCCAUCCCUACAUUGUUACUGGGUUAUGACCGGGAACGUGACUUCUUGGCAUUGUCACCCUUGGCGUUAUCAUUCUGGGACAAGCUGCUUCUGGAGCCCUAUGGGGGCCAGAGGGAUGUGGCCUAUUUGGUGUUAUGUCCCAACAGCCCCUGUAUGCUGGCUGGGGCCAAGACCUUCUUCCAGGAGCUUAGUGCUGUCUAUGAGACAUGCCGUCUUGGGAAGCACCGUCCUCUAGCCAAGGUGUCUCGAGAUGGCCUUGUGCAUGUCGGGGCUGGAGUGGAGCCAGACAGACUGGAGGAGCAGGAGGCUGACCAGUGGUUCACUGGACCCUGGACAGGACAGCAACACACUGAGAACCUCAGCAAACUCAAACUUUAUGCCUAUACCUGUAGGCAGCAACUAGCUCCCCAGCUGUCAGGCCUGUCUUUGGACAGUAGUCUGCUGUUGCCCCCCAAAGCCCAGCCUCCCCUAACCCCCACAUCUUCAGCCCAGUCUGCCUCUUCUGGGCAGCCGCUAGCUUCUAGCCUCGGGGCACCUGAUGGAGAGCAAGCUCCCGGUGCUCCCAGCUCAGGAAACACUCCCACCCCGACCGGAGCAAACCCAGGCCAGCCAGGGGAGACAACCCAAGGAGGAACCAGCGAGUCCAAAGGACCUCCUAGUACCACACCACCAGCUAGCACACCAGCAGAAAUCCCUGAACCCAAUGCGGAGCAGGCGAGAAUUGGUAUUCCCACGUUGCCCGACUCAGUGGACAGUCAUGCUCAGCCACCAGCUAUUGUUAUUUACAUAGUAGACCCCUUCCUCUGCUCAAGUGGAGCAAGAAAUGGAGAGGGAGAGGAAGAAGAGGGAGAGGAAGUGGAUGCAGGCAGCAUUUGGGUGCUGGGGCUUCUACGCUGCUACACAGAAAUGCUGCAGGCAUUGCCUGAGAGCAUGAGACCUGCACUGGUACUACAGGUGGUGCCAUGUCAGUACCUUCUCCAACCAGCCAGCGGGGAGAGCCAUCUGUACCUGCAGCACCUGCGCUCCUUGGCCUUCUCCUGUUACUCCCAGUGCAGACGACUGCUCCCCCAGCAGACACACAUCAAGUCCCUGACUGGCUUUGGGCCAGUGUCCACUGUCAAUUCUGUGCUUAAAAAUCCUGAGCAUCCCAGCCCACUGCAGCUGUAUUCUCCCCCAUUCAUUUUGGGUCCAACCCGUCCCAAGCAGCCAGAACCAGGGGAGAUAUGGGCAGAGCUGCCUCCCAAGUUCAACGUACUGUUUGUAGGCUACUGUCUGUCCCAUGACCAGCGCUGGAUCCUGGUGUCCUGCACUGACCAGCAGGGGGAGCUCCUGGAGACCUGUGUUAUCAACAUUGAUGUACCUAAUAGAGCACGGCGCCCCAAGGUAUCAGCCAGGAAGAUGGGACUGCAGAAGUUGUGGGAGUGGUGUAUUGGUAUCAUCCAGAUGACAUCAUUACCAUGGAGGAUUGUGAUUGGCCGACUAGGCAGACUGGGACAUGGGGAGCUAAAAGACUGGAGCUCUCUCCUUGGGGAGCACUCGCUCCACUCCAUAGGUCGCCAGCUGAGGGAAGCUUGCCGCAUGUGUGGGAUCUCAGCUGCUGACUCCCCCACAAUCCUCAGUGCCUGCUUGGUGGCCAUGGAGCCACAGGGAUCUUUUGUAGUCAUGCCUGAUGCAGUGACUAUGGGCUCAGUGUUUGGCCGCAGCACCGCUCUGAACUUGCAGACGUCCCAGCUGAACACUCCCCAGGAUGCCUCGUGCACACACAUCUUAGUCUUCCCCACCUCUGCCACCACCCAGCUGGCACCCAGCUCUUAUCCUACUGAGGACAAUGCUGAUGACAUGUUUGAUCUGCCCUUUCCUGAUGAGCUGGAGAAUGACAUUGGCCAUGACAUGAUGCUGAUCACAGGGAACCUCCACCCGUCCCCCAACACCUCUCCCGUGCCCUCCCCCGGCUCCCCCUCUGGCAUGGGAAUGGGAUCACAUUUCCAGCACACCAGGAGCCAGGGAGAGCGCUUGCUGUCCAGGGACAGUCCUCCAGAGGAGCUGAAGCAGCAGCCGCUGGCCCUCGGCUACUACGUCUCUACAGCCCAAGCAAAUGGACUUCCUCACUGGUUCUGGGCCUCCUGCCCACAGGCACAGAGCCAGUGUCCACUUUUCCUCAAGGCCUCUCUCCACCACCACAUCUCCAUAGCCCAGACAGAUGAGCUGGUGUCAGACAAGACCAAGAGAACUCCUCACCCCCUGGACUCAAAGACCACUUCUGAUGUGCUCAGGUUUGUAUUGGAGCAGUAUAACGCCCUCUCCUGGUUGACGUGCACCCCUGCCACCCAAGACCGUCGGUCCUGCCUGCCCGUCCACUUGGCUGUGCUGACACAGAUGUACAACGCCAUCCUGGACAUGCUUUAGCUUUGUGGACUUGAAGGACAACCUUAGGGAACCGGGGGUUUCCCUAAUUUACUGUGUGCCUACGCUUUCUCCGUCUGGGCACCAGAGAGCACCAGAGCUCUUCUGUUGUCGUUUUGGGUAGACGUGGAUUGAUGGCCAAAGACGGGACAGGAGAACCGUCAGACUCUCCAGUGCCCCGGGGGGAAAAUGCUCUGAACUCAAACUUUUGGUUAGCCAGGGGAUCAUGCUCACCCAGUGCAAUUUGUACCUUCAGAACUGAUUCUCUCUGCAACAUUGUGCCAAUCAUGUUGCUUGCUGUGGGAGAAGGAGACGAAGCUAUCCGACAAUGCCCAUUUUACUGACAUAUCACAACAAAGCUAACGUUCUGCUGAUCAGAUUAGCAUUAGCUUCAAGGAUCGUGCCCCACACUGGCGGACUUAUCAACGGCAUUUGAAGCCUUCAUGGAUGACAUUUAAAGGGGAACUUUGUAGGAUUCUCUUAUCUGUGAAAAGAGAGACUGUCCAGGCUCCUUUUCUCCGUAUUGUACAACCAGCAAAAUGACAUGACAACAGCAACACAUUGUAUUGUUACAUCAAUGAUGUUUUUACAUUUUUUUUGUACAGAACUACAUUUCUGAGUUCCUCGGGACUUUGGUCGGUUAAUGAAAUUUUCACUCUUACUCUGAAAGGGGCAAAGGUCCUGAUUUACUCCAAAGGGAGAGCAUUUCAUAAUGGCACUUUUUCCUCACCUUCCAAAGUGACAAUUUUAUUGUUGUAGAUAAUGAACACAAUGGGAAAUAUUUGAGCAGUCGGGACAGGAUUGUUGUUUAUAGUGUAAGACAUACAUUUGCAAAGAAUCGAGACUUAUUUUUGAAUAUUUAAAAUGAGAAAAUAAGAAACAGUAAACAAGGCCUUUUUUUCCCAAUUUACUAUUAAUUUUCUUGGGAUCUGAAAUAAAAAUUGUCAUUUUAAUGAAAUUGUAAAGAUGCCAUAUUUAUACAAAUUAUAUCAUGUCAUAGAAUUUCAUAUAUAUAUAUAUAUGUAUAUAAAAAUAUAUAUUACCUCUUCCAAGCAGCCACUUAAUGGUAACGGUGAUGGGUAUAGCCAUCUCUUUAGAAGUGGACACAGUAUGAACCAUUUAUCAGACAAUGCAUUUUAGUUCAACUUUUUUUUUUCUACAGAUACUGAACAUUUUAGCUUUUUAUUUAAUGAGUUUAAAUUAAUAAACUAAUUGAUGCAGGAGAGAUAUAUUUAUAAAGUGUUCCUCUUCUGCUAAUCAAACUUGAAAUAGGCAAUAGAUGACCAUGGUAUUUGAACAUUGCAAGGUUGUUGUAUAUUUAAGAAUUAUGCUUUAUUUCAUUGGCGCUCCUAAAUGAUGUCAAGCAAACCAUUAGAAAGGCCUGUCGCUUGAGCUCCACCAUGCAGUCUGCGUUUUGUAAGAUUCCUAGCAUGUUUGUAUAUACACUUUCAGCUGUGUUUUUUGGAAUUUCUUAAAGCUGUACAUUUCAUGCUGGUUGGUUUACUUUCAAGUGAUUCAUAUCAAAGUAUUUUUUUGCUGUGAGCUUUUUUUGAUAUACAGUAUACAGUACGAAACUCAUUUAAUUACAGCCAAGAGGUAAAUUGCCAAGUAAAUGUACGCAAAAGUACAGACAAGGGCAAGUUUGCAAAAAUUUGUUACAUCUGCCAUCACUUUGAAUAUCAAACAGAUCUACUUUAGUGGGAGAGAUCUGCGACUUUUACACUCUUUUUUUAGUAAAUUAUUAAAACUCUUGAAAAUGA